Hevea brasiliensis (rubber tree) is the source of this 1363-nucleotide messenger RNA. RefSeq lists its product as uncharacterized. The record is from RefSeq and is a predicted model, not a curated record. NCBI's taxonomy places the organism in Eukaryota, Viridiplantae, Streptophyta, Magnoliopsida, Malpighiales, Euphorbiaceae. Bases 163 to 1035 code for a protein of 290 amino acids. The transcript has a single exon.
UCUGUCUGCCAUAUAUAUAUAUACACACGCACAAAUCCUAGAGAAGCCCCACCGAACCGAUUGUGGUUUCUGAUUAAUUUUAAGCCAAAACCUUUUGGGGCACUAUUUCUCUCUCAAAGAAUACACCAAAAAUUGUGUAUCGCCAUUGAAAAGCUGCUGCAGAUGCAGGCAUCACUCAUCGCCCUCUCUCCAAGCUCCCCCAGCUUCAACUCUUAUUCUUCUGGGAAGCUCGCUGAGAUUGCAGCUAGAGUCGUUCAAGAAUUCUCUAAUGAAUCCGAAGAUGACUCCACCCUUUUCUCUUGGAAGCCAGAGGGACUUUUGUCACCGCCAAUACAAGAAGGAGAAGAACACAAGAAACUCGGACGCGGCGAUGAUGACGAGGAAGAGUUCGAGUUUGCAAUUUUGUGUACAGAGCCGGACGCGUCGCCCAUUUCAGCUGAUGAGAUCUUCUAUAACGGCCAGAUAAGGCCAUUCUAUCCGGUAUUCAACACAGCGUUGCUGACAGACGACCGGGAAGAAUUAUCCAAACCAUCAUCCGCUGUCUCCGACAACCAAACCCCCAAACCCAUCAGAUUACCAUUGAGGAAACUCUUCAGUGAAGAGCGAGAAACGACGUCGUGCUCGUCUUCCGAGGCCGACGAGCUGGAAACUGUGCCUGCUGGGACUUACUGCGUGUGGACUCCAAAGAAGGGAAAGGAAACCCCCGGAAAGUGCAAGAAAAGCAGCUCCACUGGGUCUUCGAAGAGAUGGAAGUUUCGAGACUUGCUUUACAGGAGUAAUAGCGAUGGAAAAGAUACCUUCGUGUUCUUGACGCCGGUGAAGAAGAGCAGUGAAAGAGUAAUAGAGGAUGAAGGUAAAGAGAACAAAGAGAAAGACAAGGACGGGAAAGCAAUGGUUAAGGAGCAUCACGCGAAGAACAGAGCCCUCAAGGAAGAGGAUCAUAAACGGCGGUCCUUCUUGCCGUAUAGGCAGGACUUGGUUGGUUUUUUCUCUAAUGCUAAUGGGUUGAGCAAGAAUCUUCAUUCAUUUGGUUGAUUUUGUUUUUAUUUUUUUUUUUGUUUUUAUGAGUGAUUUUUUUUUUCUUCUUCUUUGAAAGGGAAUUACGUGAAUAUUAGUUUUUAAUUAAAAGUAUUUCUGUACUUGAUGUAAAUAUUCAAAUUUUACAUAUAAAUUAAUUUUUGUAGUUUUUUUUUUUUAAUAAGUUUUUAGAUGAUGGAAAGUCUCUGGCUGGCAAAUGUCAUUGAUUUGAAGGAUAUAAAAAAAUCUGUAAAAUCUUUCGAUCAAUCAAUAUUAUUUAUUCGUUAAUUUGGUGAGAAAUUGUGGGAGUCUCACAGGAUAAAGAUGUGAUACCUAAUAACUUUAU